Molecule: messenger RNA, 1378 nt
Organism: Malania oleifera
Lineage: Eukaryota; Viridiplantae; Streptophyta; Magnoliopsida; Santalales; Ximeniaceae
Exons: 7
Coding region: 162-1070 (302 amino acids)
Biological process (GO): DNA repair; DNA damage checkpoint signaling
Cellular component (GO): checkpoint clamp complex
Source: RefSeq, a predicted model, not a curated record
AAUUAAUUUUAAAAAUAAACGCGGCGAUCAGACUGAUGAUGAUGAGGAGGCAAGAUCAGGGCCGUUGACGGAGCUUACAAGCAUGGAGUGCCCAGAGAGUGAACCAUAAAGUAUUCGGUAACUGGGAAGCGCUGGAAAGGAUUUUGGCGGGAAGGGGGAAAAUGAGCUCGACGGUGGAGCCGGAAGCCGCCGAUCUGGUGUGUCAGCUCGACAACGUCCAAGGCAUGGUCGACGCCCUCAGCUCCGUCCGGUGGAAGCGCCAUCAGGACGCGGUGGUGGAAUUGUCAGAACACGGGGUCGUGUUGAUCAUCGAGGAGACCGGUUGUCUGCAGGCCAAAGUUUAUCUUCAGCGAGAGCUUUUCAUUCGGUAUGAAUACAGUGCAGAAGGACGCCCUAGGUUUGGAGUGAGCUUGGGCCUCUUUGUCGAUUGCUUGAACACAUUUUCUGUACCUGGGCGCUCUAGUACUAUUGAAAUCCGGUAUCCUGGGCCUGAUAUGCAACUCCUCCUCAAGUCUGUUGAUUCAUUGGAUGCUUGCAUUUAUGCAGAGAUCAGGACAAGAAUCCCGGAGACAAUUUCCUGGGACUACAACUUUGAACCUGCAGGGAGCACCUCACUCAGCUUUACAGUCAAGUCUGCAGCAUUGAAGGAAGCAAUUGAUGAUCUUGAAUGGCCUGGAUCGAGCAUCCAGGUAAUACUGCAACCAGUUCCUCCUUCUGUCACCUGUAAGGGUGAAGGCCAUGGUGACUUACAGAUAGACUUGAAUUAUUAUGUGAAUACAGACCUUCUUGUUGCAUUCCACUGUGAUCAGAGAGUCUCUUACAGGUACAAGUACAAGUUCCUUCGAGCAACAACUUCAAACAUGCCCAACAGCGUCAUUAGAGAUAACAGAGGAAGCAAACUGACAAUUGGGAGGAAUGGAAUGUUGAAAGUUCAACACCUAGUUUCGGUUGCUAGACCAUCCAUUCCACAUCCACACAUUGAUUCUGUUGGCUAUCAGCAUCCUAGUCGAAUAGCUUACAUUGAGUUCUUUGUCAAGCCUGAGGAAGAUGAAGACAAUGUACAUGAUUAAUAGGCUUGUACUGGAAGAUAAUGGCCAUCAAUUUUGUAGUAACUGUUGACCCCAACGAAGAUGAAUACAACCGACUGCUUGGACAUUUGGGUGGACAUUUGGGUGGAUAACUGGGCGGGCUGGUCUUGGAUAGGAAUAGCAAUGAAAAAUGGAUACCUAGCCCAUUCUAUUUUGUAGAACUAGCCUUUGUGAUAAGCUCAACACUUUCAAAUACUAGGCAAGCCAAUGAAAGCUGUGGUAUCAUGAUAACGUUUUGUCCUUUUCACUUUGUUUCCAUGCAGUUCUGCUAGAAAAUAUACAUUUAUUCC